Zalophus californianus (California sea lion) is the source of this 10119-nucleotide messenger RNA. RefSeq names its product microtubule associated protein 2 (gene MAP2). Gene Ontology annotation, cellular component: neuron projection. NCBI's taxonomy places the organism in Eukaryota, Metazoa, Chordata, Mammalia, Carnivora, Otariidae. The transcript is spliced from 19 exons. Gene Ontology annotation, biological process: neuron projection development; microtubule cytoskeleton organization. Gene Ontology annotation, molecular function: microtubule binding. The coding region runs from base 493 to 6405 and encodes 1970 amino acids. The record is from RefSeq and is a predicted model, not a curated record.
CGGGCGCUCGAGCUGCGCGGGCUCUCAGCGGGCGCAGCGCAGCGGCAGCAUCCUCCUCCUCCUUCUCCUCGCUUCCUUUUCUUCCCUUCCGCUUCUUUCUCUUCUCCUCCUUCUCCUCCUUCCCCUGCCCCGUCUCCCCUUCUUCUCCGGAGGGCACAGUCCUCAGGUCCGUGAGCGCAGGCAGCGGCCACCGUGGGUGCAUCCAGUACAGACUUUAUUGAUCUGAUCCAAGGUAUCUUGGGACUGCUGGCUGGAAUUAAGAUUCUUCAGCUUGUUGUCUCUGACCGAAGAAACAUUGAUUGGGAAACUACUCAUUCAGAAAAUUAAAAGAUGAGAAAACUGAAGUUUGAAGAAUGCAAAUGACCUACCCAAGUCCCUCCACUAGGAAACGAAAGAAGCCACAACAUAUUAUUAACCCUUUGAGAAUACAACAUAACGAAUUUUGCCAUUUUACUACUUCCUUGAAUAGAAGAGGUCACAGGACGUGGAAAAAUGGCAGAUGAUCGGAAAGAUGAAGGAAAGGCGCCUCACUGGACCUCAGCUCAACUAACAGAGGCAUCUGCACACCCACAUCCACCUGAGAUUAAGGAUCAAGGCGGGGCAGGGGAAGGACUUGUCAGAAGUGCCAAUGGAUUCCCAUACAGGGAGGAUGAAGAGGGCGCCUUUGGAGAACAUGGGUCACAGAGCACCUAUUCAGAUACCAAAGAGAAUGGAAUCAACGGAGAGCUGACCUCAGCUGACAGAGAAACAGCAGAGGAGGUGUCUGCAAGGAUAGUACAAGUAGUCACGGCUGAGGCUGUAGCGGUCCUGAAAGGGGAACAAGAGAAAGAAGCUCAACAGAAAGAUCAGCCUGCAGCUCUGCCUUUAGCAGCUGAAGAGACAGCUAAUCUGCCUCCUUCUCCACCUCCAUCACCAGCCUCAGAACAGACCAUCGCAGUGGAAGAAGAAGAAGAAACGCUAGAGGGAACAGUGGCUGAGGAAGAGACACCUGCCACUCUUCCUGGGAAAGAGUGCGGGGCUGCCAAGGCCUCAGACCAACCCCAGGGCCUCAGUGAGGGCCACGCGGAGUCUAGUGUGGAGGCCCACAUAGCUCUUGAAGAGAGUGCCCCAGCAGGGGCCCUGCAGGAGAAAAGUGUAAAAGAGGUCACCGAGGUGUCUCCAGAAGUAACAAUCCCUUCCUCUGCCAGGGAAGGUUUACUUCCAGCCUCGAAGAUGGAGUUCCAUGAUCAACAGGACUUGACUCCCUCUCCAGCUGAGCCCUUAGACAAGAAGGACAAAGAGUCAGAGAAACAAAGUAAGCCUGGUGAAGACCUUAAACAUGCUGCCUUCGUUUCUCAGCCUGAGACAACUAAAAUUUUCCCUGACAAAAAGGACAUGCAAGGCCCAGAGGAAGAAAAAGCACCUCCCACUCUGUUUGGGCAUACUGUUGGUGCCGGGCUAGAAGACACGAAACAGAAGACAGAACCAAGCAUCGUAGUGCCUGGUAUUGGCCUCUCUGCAGAGCCCCCAGCUCCAAAAGAGCAAAAAGACUGGUUCAUCGAAAUGCCAACGGAAGCCAAAAAGGAUGAGUGGGGUUUAGCUGCUCCCAUCUCGCCUGGCCCUCUAACCCCCAUGAAGGGAAAAGAUGUCCUUGAGGAUAUCCCCAAAUGGGAGGGGAAACAGUUUGAUUCUCCCAUGCCCAGUCCCUUUCAGGCUGGCAGCUUCACUCUUCCUUUAGAUGUCAUGAAGAAUGAAAUAGUUGCAGAAGCAUCACCCUUUGUCCCUGCCCUAUUACAACCAGAUGACAAAAAAUCUCUGGAAGAAACCAGUGGCCCAGCAACUGCCAAAGAUAGUUCUAAAGCUGAAGAGCCCCGUAAGGAUAAACCUGGCAAAAUGGCAGAAGCGCCAGCCCUAGAGGCAUUCACCUUACCCAAAGAUGCCCACAUUCCGACCGUGGAGGAAUGUGUCCCAGAGAAAGUUUUAGGAGAGGAGAAAGGGGCAAUAAAGCAAGAGAGUGCACAGAAAAAAGAGCAGGAAGUGACACUUACUGAAAAGGAAUCUCUGCUAAAGCUUGAAGAAAAGACAACCAUUUCUGACAAAGAAGCCGUGCCAAAAGAGAGUGAGCCCCUGAAACUGACAGAUGGAGAAACAGGCAUAAUUCAGCCCUGCAUGGAGCAUACCCUCUCAAAAGAAGAGCAGAAAGUCCAAGAGCCUACCACAGAGCCAUUAAAACAGGACUCAUUCCCUGUCAGUUUGGAGCAAGCAGUGACAGACUCAGCCAUGACCUCUAAGACACUGGAGAAAGUCAUGACCGAACCAGUGGCAGUAAGUGAAAAGAGUGCAGCCCAGGACCUUUUUGAAGAAAAAGUUGCAGACAAAGAUAUUAAGAUGGAAGGGGUUGGGCCUGCAACAUCAGUGGAGCUUGACAUGCCGUUUUAUGAAGAUAAGUCAGGAAUGUCCAAGUAUUUUGAAACAUCCGCCUUGAAAGAAGAAGUGACCAAAAGCAUCCAGCCAGGCAGUGAUUACUAUGAACUCAGUGACACCAGAGAAAGUGUCCAAGAGUCUUUUGAUACCCUAUCUCCCGUGUGUAAAAACGGAGACAAGGGACUUGAGGCAGGUAAAGAACCCCAGCCCAGUGCUCCAGCACAAGAAACAGGGUACAGCACUCUUGCACAGAGUUAUCCGUCUGAUUUACCUGAAGAACCUAGUUCUCCUCAAGAAAGAAUGUUUACUAUUGACCCAAAAGUGUAUGGGGAGAAGCGGGAUCUCCACAGUAAGAAUAAGGAUGACUUGACGCUAAGCAGGAGUUUAGGACUCGGUGGGAGGUCUGCAAUAGAACAGCGAAGCAUGUCAAUCAAUUUGCCCAUGUCUUGCCUGGAUUCCAUAGCCCUUGGAUUUAACUUUGGUCGGGGACAUGAUCUCUCUCCUCUGGCUUCUGAUAUUCUAACCAACACUAGUGGAAGUAUGGAUGAAGGGGAUGAUUACCUUCCAGCCACAACACCUGCACUGGAGAAAGCCCCCUGUUUCCCAGUAGAAAGCAAAGAGGAAGACCAGACAGAGGGAGGAAAAGCCGCUGGAGAGGAAAGUACUCAAGUCGAGACCUCGUGUGAGUCACCUUUCUUAGCCAAAGAUUACUACAAAAAUGGUACUGUCAUGGCCCCUGACCUGCCGGAAAUGCUAGAUCUGGCAGGCACAAGGUCAAGAUUAGCUUCCGUGGGUGCAGAUGCUGAGGUUGCCAGGAGGAAGUCAGUCCCAUCAGAGACUGUGGUCGAGGAGAGUAGUACCGGCUUGCCCCCUGUCACUGAUGAAAACCACGUCAUUGUUAAAACAGACAGUCAGCUUGAGGACCUGGGUUACUGUGUGUUCAAUAAAUACACAGUCCCACUCCCAUCACCCGUUCAAGACAGUGAGAAUUUGUCAGGGGAGAGUGGUUCCUUUUAUGAAGGCACGGAAGAUAAAAUGCGAAGAGAUCUAGCCACAGACCUGUCCUUGAUUGAAGUAAAAUUGGCAGCUGCCGGAAGAGUCAAAGAUGAGUUCGGUGCUGAGAAAGAAGUACCCCCGCAUAUCUCUGGUGACAAAUCGGGACUGGGUAGGGAGUUUGAUCAGGAGAGGAAAGCUAAUGAUAAGCUGGAUACUGUUCUGGAAAAGAGUGAAGAACAUGCUGAUGCAAAAGAACAUGCCAAGGCAACAGAAGAGGCCAGUGAUGAAGUUGAAACAUUUGGCUUAGGAGUAACCUACGAGCACACUCCCACCAAAGAACUGACCGUUUCAAAAGACGCAUCACCUCCCGCAGCCGAGAGAGCUGAGAAAGGUCUUAGUUCAGUGCCAGAAGUAGCUGAGGUCGAACCAUCCAAAAAAGCUGAACCAGAACUGGAUUUUGUUGCAAUGAAAGCUGACCAGGGUCAAUUAGAUAUGAAAAUCAGUGACUUUGGACAGAUGGCCUCAGGGCUGGCGGUAGACGCUGGAAAGGCAACAGAGCUUAAGCUCGAGGCGACACAAGAUCUCCCCCCCUCAUCUGGAGCACCUCAGGAGGAAGACGCGUUUAUGAGUGUUGAGGCUGGCCACAUGAAAGAAGGCACUAAAGUCAGUGAGACAGAAAUCAAGGAGAAGGUAGCCAAGCCUGACUUGGUGCACCAGGAGGCUGUAGACAAGGAAGAGUCCUACGAGUCCAGUGGUGAGCAUGAGAGCCUCACCAUGGAGUCCUUGAAAGCUGAUGAGGGCAAGAAGGAAACAUCCCCAGAAUCCUCUCUAAUUCAAGACGAGAUUGCCAUCAAAUUGUCAGUGGAGAUACCGUGUGCACCUGCUGUCUCAGAGGCUGAUUUAGUCCCAGAUGAAAGAGCUGAUGUCCAGAUGGAAUUUAUUCAACAGCCGAAAGAAGAAAGCAAAGAAACCCCAGAUAUCUCUGUCACGCCCUCCGACGUCGCAGAGCCAUUGCCUGAAACCACCAGGGCUGAACCGGCAGAGGCUCAGAGUGAGGAAGAAGAGAUAGAAGCCCGGGGAGAAUAUGAUAAACUGCUCUUCCGCUCCGACACCCUUCAGAUUACUGACCUGGGCGUCCCAGGUGUCAGGGAGGAAUUUGUGGAGACCUGCCCUGGUGAGCACAAAGGAGUGAUCGAGUCCGUUGUGACCAUCGAGGAUGACUUUAUCACUGUGGUGCAAACCACAACGGAUGAAGGGGAGUCAGGUUCCCACAGCGUGCGUUUUGCAGCCCUGGAGCAGCCUGAGGUGGAGAGGAGACCAUCCCCCCACGCUGAAGAAGAGCUCGAAGUAGAAGAGGCAGCCGAAGCCCAGGCGGAACCCAAGGAUGGCUCCCCGGAGGCUCCCGCUUCCCCUGAGAGAGAAGAGGUUGCACUCUCAGAAUAUAAGACAGAAACCUAUGACGAUUAUAAAGACGAGACCACCAUUGAUGACUCCAUCAUGGAUGCUGACAGCCUCUGGGUGGACACUCAAGAUGAUGAUAGGAGCAUCAUGACAGAACAGUUAGAAACUAUUCCUAAAGAGGAGAAAGCUGAAAAGGAAGCUCGGAGACCAUCUCUUGAGAAACAUAGAAAAGAAAAGCCUUUUAAAACCGGGAGAGGCAGAAUUUCCACUCCUGAAAGAAAAAUAGCUAAAAAGGAACCUAGCACAGUCUCCAGAGAUGAAGUGAGAAGGAAAAAAGCAGUUUAUAAGAAGGCUGAACUUGCUAAAAAAACAGAGGUUCAGGCCCACUCUCCCUCCAGGAAAUUCAUUUUAAAACCUGCUAUCAAAUAUACUAGACCAACUCAUCUCUCCUGUGUUAAGCGGAAAACCACAGCAACAGGUGGUGAAUCAACUCAGGCUUCCAGUGUAUUUAAACAGGCAAAGGACAAAGUCUCUAAUUCUACCUUGUCAAAGAUUCCUGCCUUACAGGGUAGCUCAAAGUCCCCAAGAUGCAUCUCUGCUUGCCCUAGUACGUCUCAAAGGGCUUCAUUUUCUGACAGGUUUUCAAUACAGCCCACCUCAGCAGGCUCCACAGACCGUUUGCCAUACUCAGAAUCAGGGAACAAGGAUGGAGUAACCAAGAGCCCAGAAAAGCGCUCUUCUCUGCCCCGACCCUCCUCCAUUCUCCCUCCUCGUCGAGGUGUAUCAGGAGACAGAGAUGAGAAUUCCUUCUCUCUCAACAGUUCCAUCUCCUCUUCAGCACGGCGGACUACCAGGUCAGAGCCAAUUCGUAGAGCAGGAAAGAGUGGCACUUCCACACCCACUACCCCUGGAUCAACCGCCAUCACUCCUGGCACCCCACCAAGCUACUCCUCACGCACCCCAGGUACUCCUGGAACCCCGAGCUAUCCCAGGACCCCUCACACACCAGGAACCCCCAAAUCGGCCAUCUUGGUGCCCAGCGAGAAGAAAGUUGCCAUCAUACGUACGCCUCCAAAAUCUCCCGCUACUCCCAAGCAACUUCGGCUUAUUAACCAACCACUGCCAGACCUGAAGAAUGUCAAAUCCAAAAUCGGAUCGACAGACAACAUCAAAUACCAGCCUAAAGGGGGGCAGGUACAGAUUGUUACGAAGAAGAUAGACCUAAGCCAUGUGACAUCCAAAUGUGGCUCUCUGAAGAACAUCCGCCACAGGCCAGGCGGUGGGCGUGUGAAAAUUGAGAGUGUAAAACUGGAUUUCAAAGAAAAGGCCCAAGCUAAAGUCGGCUCACUUGACAAUGCUCACCACGUACCUGGAGGUGGUAACGUUAAGAUCGACAGCCAGAAGUUGAACUUCAGAGAGCAUGCAAAGGCCCGUGUGGACCACGGAGCUGAGAUCAUUACGCAAUCCCCAGGCAGAUCCAGCGUGGCGUCCCCCCGACGACUCAGCAAUGUCUCCUCUUCUGGAAGCAUCAACCUGCUCGAAUCCCCUCAGCUUGCCACUUUGGCCGAGGAUGUCACUGCGGCACUCGCUAAGCAGGGCUUGUGAAUAUUUCUCAUUUAGCAUUGAAGUAAUAAUAUUUAGGCAUGAGCUCUUGGCAGGAGUGGGCUCUGAGCAGGUGUUACAUUCAUUCUUUACAAACCAUAAAAUAAAUAAUCUCAUUCCCAAACUGUAGUUAUUGUUACAAUUUUAUAAAAAACAAUGAAUAGUAUAUGCAGAAAUUGACUUGAUUUCCAUUUGCAACAGGAAGACACUGGCUUUACAUGAGUACAAUUGGACAAUUAUUUUUGCUCUGCUCUGUUUUGCAUGGAGUAUUAUUAUUUUAAAAAUUGCAUUUUUACCUUUCAUGUGCCUGAAGGCUAUCCAUACAUUCUGAAAGGCCUUGUUGAAAUCCAAGCUGCUCAUUCCACUCUUCUGUUGCUGGGUGAAAAGAUAAAAGCUGCCCAUUUUAACUUAUUACAGGUUAAAUUAAAUCAAGGAGUCUGAUUGCAGGAAGGAAAGAGCAUGUAAGAAAUAAGGUUUUUUUUUUUUAAAGUGUUAUUUUGUAUAAAUGGGAAGAAAGAUUCAGUUAAGUUAUUAACAUUUGGGACCUGGAUAAUUAUAUCAGAGUAUAAGUCAAUCCAAUAAAUUAUUUAACUAAUUAAAAAUAGUUACGAAGCAUUUGAGCUGUGGUUGAGGAAGCGAUAUAAAAGUGCAUCUCUUAGGAAUGAAGCACUUUCAUUAGGAUGGACUCGUCUGAUUAGAAUGUCAGUUGAUCAGCUAGAUUUGUGUCCACACUACCAGUUUCACACUCCCUUUCCAUCUGUUUGAUACAGUAUUAUAGAUAUAAAUAUAUAUAUAUUUCUCUGUGGCCAUUUGUGAUACUUCCUCAUAUACUUGAAUAUUAUACUUCCUUAUUCACAGUAUCUGUGUCUCCUGCACCCUUUGGUGUUGCAAUUUUAGGUAUGUGAAAGUAGAUGUUAGCAGGGUUCUUUCCCUAUUUAAAAAAAAUACAUUAAAAAAGAACAAAAAGUUUUAGCAUGAAGUUGCUUCCUGUAACAACUCAGAGCUGUAACCCUGUUUUAGUGCCAGAUACAAGUCUCUCCCGUGAUGCUAGGAAAAUUUAUUUUUCUUUGCUUUCACCAACAUGGAGUUUGUGGGGGUGGGUCCAGUUAUACAUUAAAAGGGUUUACAGAUUGUUGGUUUAAGAUUUUGGAUUCAUCGCAUUUUGAAUUAUGGAAUAGUUUGGGUUUUAUUCCUGUAAUCAUUCAAGAAACAGACUUCUUAAGAUUUCUUUUUUUUUUUUUUUUUCCCUUUGCUAAAGUUGAAACUAACAGAGGGAGUUUGGGACAUGUUGCCCCACUCUUCCAAACAUUGCCUGCUAAUUGAAUUAUCUGAGAGAAAAUAUUUGGCUUCCUUACCCACAGUAAAGACCCUGAUCAAAAAGGACAAGUACACUCAUUUGAGAAGUUAUAGCCACACAACACUUGAGAUACAGAUAUCUAAAUCAGUUUUUCCGGGAUUCCAACAUUGCCCUCUGUGAAGGGACACUUUAUGACUUAGUAAUACUGGUGUGACUUAAUCUACAGUCUGGGAAAUCACCAAUUAAUUCCUCUCACAAAUCAUUCAUCUUAGACUUGUGAAAAGCAAUUAAAUAGUCAAUGGCCUGAAUAAGCAGUCAGUUACCAGUCUGGGUGAGUAUUUUUAGUAUUUUAUCUGUUCUUUUUCUUGCUCGGGGCUGAUAGGUUGGUUCUGAACCAUUAAAAGCAAAUAGUCUGAUAGGUGUCUGAUCCCCGUGAGUCGAAUCAAUUCCUGACUAUAUAGGAGGAAGUGAUGAGCAUGGAUGAGGCAACGAGGAAGUAUCUAGGAAACGAGUAGCAUCUAGGAAAGCAGCCAAGGGAUGCAAAGACAGAGACACGGGUGCCAUUUUGUGACCCACUGGAUAUUGCAACCAAUGUGACUUCCACCAAAAAAAAAAACCAAAAAAACAAAAAACAAAAACUGUAGGAGCAAAAACAUAGCACUCAUUCUCAACUAAUAGGUUUUGCAUAGGCAAACAUGUCUGAAAGUGUUGAUAAAUCAAUUCUUUUACACAACAGUCAAAAAAUUAGAAACUAUGGGAGUAUGACUAUGGAUGUGUCUAUUUUCUGCCUAAUAAUUGCUAUGAUGUGGAUUUGACCUAUCUGAGCAUUUUAUUCAUCAGCUUCCCUUGAAAUGCACUAGAAAAUCGCAGAAGAAAGAGUAGUUGUGUGGAGACCUAUGGUAUUUUCCUACAUGUUUGAUAGUGUUAGGUAGUGAUGAAAGCUCUCUAGAAAGAAGGAGUUAACAGCUGGUUAGAACAGUUUUAACCUACAAAAUAAGUAUUUUCUAUCAACUUGGUUUACAUUUUUUAUACAAGGUAAGAAUAAGUAAUUAUGCUUUACAUAUUAAAAUUCUGUUUCUUACAAAUACAUGCCCAAGAUACAGAUUAUAUAAAGCCCUAAGAUACUAGAUUUGGCAUUAAAACAAAUGUUUAUUUCAAAUCUCUGCAAAAUUAUAAUGAAUAAAUGCCCUUCCUUUGCACGGAAAUAUGAUUCUUUAUAAUGUUAACAAAAAGAAACUGAUAAUUUGUACCAAUAGAAGAGAGAAACACACAGGCUAAAUGUCUUCUUAUGGGGACAGGGGUUGGAACCUAUCUUGCCUUCACUCUCAAGAUUAACGACGCAAAUUAAGCUUUUUGAACACCACUCUUGUGGGGGUACCCAUACGCUGAUCUAGAAAUUAAAGCUUCAUAGUUCCAAUUCUAGAUCUAUUACUGCCAGUUUCUCUCUGGCUUUAGCCUUUGAGAACCUGUUUAAGGAUACAUAAGUAAUCCAGAGCUGUGAAGAGUUAAAAGGCCAGCUUCUUCAAUGAACUCACUCUCUCUGGGUCACCUGCAACCAAUAAUUGGGUACUUUAUAAUGACGCAGGAAAGAUCCGAGUGGAUGAUGAGUUUCAAAGGCCCUGUUCAUUUAGGAACCAACUCUCUCUGGAUUCUCCUGCUGAGUUCCAGCAGGGUGAUAGGCUGAAAUCCCACCCACAAGCAAGACACCUGUGUAACACCAACUCGGCAUGGCUGAAGAAGGCUGAAGAGAGAACAUUAAAUGGAAGAAUCUGCUGGUGAUAGCUGACCUCUACACAUUCAUACAGUAAGACAGCAGGAAAUAGGAUCAUCAGCCAAAUUAUAACAUCCAUGUCAAUAUUGUUAAAGAAAUAAUCUCAAAGCGGUUGAUUCCGACCUUGCUACAAUUACACUUUUUGUCCGAUUUUUCAUGCCACAAAAAUGAGGAAAAUAAACCAUUCAUGGUCUAAGUAGCCAAGAGGAAAAAAAAUAGAUUCAUGGCUUGGAAAGGCAAAGUCUAGGCAUUCCUUCCAAAACUGAUGUGUUAAAAUCAGCACUGAUGUUUGUUUUUUUACACCUAGGAUUUUUAGCCUGAGUGUGUAGGUUGAGGCCAAGUCCCUCUGCAGGAAAGAGCUUAUUUUUAAACUCACAAAAUGUCAAUCAUGAAAAUCUACUUCAACUUUAGCAAAAAGAAAAAAAAUCAACAAAAAGUAUACUCUGUAUGCUGGGAUUCCAAGGUUCCAACGUGCCGCUACAAAUCUCUAGGGGGUUUCUUUCUUCUGAUAAUUCUAGAGCCUGUUAUCAUAGAAAGGCAUUUCUUCAAUGGCUGGUUGUAGUUAGUUCAUGUUUUUCAAUCAAAAUUUGCAAAUGUAUUUGUUGCUGUAUAGUGAUUGUUUUGCAAAAUAAAAUUGCUUGUCACCUAA